UGACAGAAACAGAGGUGGAGAUUCCUUCCAGGCUUCCACAUUCGAUGAUUGAUCACAGUGAUAACCGCUGAAACGCAUAUAAAAAAAAGCCCUCGAAACUGGGAGGAUGAUGUUGUCACUUGCUCUCUUCAAUCUUCUACAAGAAUUUUGAUUUUGAUGUUGGGUCUUGUUUAUAGCUGGUGACUGUAGAGAACCAAUGAAGAUUUCUGGUUUUGCUUUUGGGAGUCGAGUGUGAUUUACAAUUUUUGGUCUGGGGUGUGGGUCGAAAUCAAGACCCGGGAAAUUCUGGAGUCGGAUUCGGUGUUUAGAAGUUGAAACUUGGGAAACCAGUUAAAGGUUACGGUGAAUUUUCUGCUAUAAGGCUGAAACUUAGAAAGUUGGUGAAGGUCUGCUACUUGUUUAACAAAUGCAGAGAGUUCUUCAACCAAUGACAGUUUAGUAACUUUUUGAGGUGGGUUUAUGGUUUUAGGUGCUGAAGUAUAAACCUGUCAUUUGAAGUUACUAGUUUUUAGAGGUGAGUGUUUUUAAAGCGGCUCAAGUUCAGAUGGUCUCAGAGAUUAGUGGCUUAUUAAUGGAACUUGAGUUCUAGGUGGUGAGUUUCAGACUACCAUACAGGUUUUUCUGGCUUUCAGAGGUGAUUUAAGGUAUUGGGGAUGUUUGAUGGAAGCAUGAGAAUGUCUUUCCACACAUUGAAUUGCCCAUCACAUCUGGUAGGUAACAUAAAUAAGCAUAGGAGCCUGUAUAGAACCUGGCUGAAUCCGGUUCUGGCUGCACAACCGUCUUCAACUCUCCCGCAGACUGAUGACAGUAGUAAUUUACUUGAAUCAAAGAGGAGUUCUGUUUCUGUUUCAGCUCCUACUAGCAGUCAGACAUCUGGUCCCUUGCUCAACCAAGCUAAUACAGUAGGUAUUAUUGGAGGGGCAUCAACUGUUUCUACUCUGACUUUCUUGGAAAAACUCAUCUUUUGGAGUGCAAAGAAUGGAGAGGAGAACCUCCCUUUUGUUGUCUGCAGUGAUCCGGCUCUGAACAAGGAGCUUUCUUCCUGCGAAAGGAGUGCUGUUCCCUAUCGUCAUACCAAAACUGCUCUUUCCCAAUUGGAUUAUACUACUGUUGUGGAGAAUUUGCGGCAUAAAAGGGCUUUUCUUGAGCACUCAGGCGCUCGUUGUAUUGUUUUGCCUUGUCAUAUCUCCCAUACAUGGCAUGAGGAGAUCUCUGAAGGCUGUUCUGUACCUUUUCUUCAUGUAGGUGAGUGUGUUGCCUCAGAGCUCAAGGAAGCAAACUUGAAGCCAAUUGAGGCUGGGGGUAAUUUGAGGAUAGGGGUCCUUGCCACAUAUGCAACUUUAAAAGCUGGUUUCUAUCAGGAGAAGCUCCAGAGUCAGGGGUUUGAGGUUGUGCUGCCAGAUAAAGCAACCAUGGAGCACAUUGUGAUUCCUGCUGUUGAAGCUUUGAACAGGAAGGAUAUUGAAGGAGCAAGAAAUCUCUUGAGAAUUGCACUCCAGGUUCUUCUAGUGAGGGCUGUAAACACUGUGAUCCUUGCAUCUGAUGACAUGUGUGGUCUCUUACCUUGGGGUGAUCCUCUUCUGAAGAAAUGCAUAGAUCCAAUGGAUGCUUUAGCCAGAUCAACCAUCAAGUGGGCUCAAUCUUAUGGAAAGACGCAUGUAGACACUUAAACUAUACCUAUGUUCUUUAAAUGCUUGUUGCUGAUAAUUAUGAGAUAUGGCUGUUAUGGUGGGAAAAUCUAUGUAUCAAGAAAUCAGUUGUUUCAUAUUGUUGUAUCAAACAAAGGUUAUUAUAGGCAGAGCCAAACCAAAGAUAGCACACAGGCAAACUGUUUCUUC
Molecule: messenger RNA, 1838 nt
Organism: Nelumbo nucifera (sacred lotus)
Lineage: Eukaryota; Viridiplantae; Streptophyta; Magnoliopsida; Proteales; Nelumbonaceae
Source: RefSeq, a predicted model, not a curated record